AUGCACCGAUGUUUCCACGCUGCUGCGGCUAGUACGCGCUCCACCAGCGCCCGCUACCCUACCCCUCCUUUGAGCAGCCUCCACAGCGAUCCACGGCCUGGCACGACUUGGAACUGCCCCCCUUCCCCUCCAAACAGACCGCUCCAGCAUGACCUCGACAAGGCACAACAGGCGCGGCUCACCUCCGGUUUGCUCACCCUAUAUGUGUACGCUCGAUCUGGUGGUUACAUGCAAGCGCGCGCCGUCCGCAAAAAUCGCACGCUGAGAUCCCGUUGUCAGAUACCGGAUCACCAAUGGCCACCCGUUCCAGACGCCCGCUCCCCUGUGACUUCCCCAUCUGUGAAUAUCCUUCUCGCCUAA
Messenger RNA from Bipolaris oryzae ATCC 44560, 360 nucleotides. RefSeq lists its product as uncharacterized. The transcript has 2 exons. Lineage: Eukaryota; Fungi; Ascomycota; Dothideomycetes; Pleosporales; Pleosporaceae. The coding region runs from base 1 to 360 and encodes 119 amino acids. The record is from RefSeq and is a predicted model, not a curated record.